Messenger RNA from Chiloscyllium plagiosum (whitespotted bambooshark), 911 nucleotides. RefSeq names its product ATPase H+ transporting V0 subunit e2 (gene atp6v0e2). Gene Ontology annotation, cellular component: proton-transporting V-type ATPase, V0 domain. The record is from RefSeq and is a predicted model, not a curated record. Gene Ontology annotation, biological process: proton transmembrane transport. Gene Ontology annotation, molecular function: proton-transporting ATPase activity, rotational mechanism. NCBI's taxonomy places the organism in Eukaryota, Metazoa, Chordata, Chondrichthyes, Orectolobiformes, Hemiscylliidae.
GAUUGGUGGAUUGGGCCGCUUGUGGGGCUGGUGGAAGAAGCGGUUGGCAGUGGGGAAGCAGGAGACUGGGACAAGGACAAGAUGACCAGCCAUUCGGUGACCAUCCCCAUGGUCUGCUUCACUAUCUUUUGGGGGCUUGUGGGCUUUGCUCUGCCUUGGUUUGUGCCGAAGGGUCCCAACAGAGGUGUAAUAAUAACAAUGAUCGUCACAACAGCGGUUUGUUGCUAUUUAUUCUGGCUCAUUGCCAUCCUAGCUCAGCUGAACCCUCUCUUUGGCCCGCAGCUCAAGAAUGAGACAAUCUGGUAUCUCCGUUACUUCUGGGAAUAAAGGAGAACUGCGUCGGAUCAUCCAUGAUGCUGACUGAUGACCUGAACAUUCCAGAAUAUUCCAGAUCUCUAUAUUCCCUGUAAAAAUCAUACCUAGUAAAACUUUUUGUGAGAGAUUUUUCACACACUUCCAGCCCGCCCAAGCUCUACCUUUGACUUUUCUUUCUGAUCUGGCUUCAUUGCCUGAAUUAAAAUGAUGAUCUCUGUCUCACCAAACCCCUGGAGUCCCCAAAGACUUUGUGCAAAUUGGUUUGAGGAUGUUUUAAAUCAAGUGUGUACAAUGCUCAGAUGCGAAUGUUUGAAGUUUUUUUCUGUUCAUUAUUACAAUAUGUCCCAGGAACUUGCUCAAAUUAAACAUUUGUUUCUUUUAUCCACUAAAAAGAACCAGGCAUUAUGGAGGGUAGCUAUACUGUGAUACUGUACUUAAGUUUGCUGUGACAAAUCAUGUAGCAAUGUUUUUAUUUGUAAGGGAAUAGUUAUUUUGUUCCAGCAUUCUGUUUCUAAGUAUGUUUAAAAGUAGGAAUUGAUGUUAAAUGCUGUAAUCUUUAAAACAUUGACAGUGCAAUAAAAUUAGAUUGUGUCCCA